AUGUUAAUCAAAAAUCUUUCUGCCAUCAACUUGAAAACCUCAUCAACAUCUAAUAUUAUGUUAAAUCAAAAUAACAUCAAUAUUCAACAAUCAAAUUCAAAUUAUGGAUCUUUAAUUGGUCAGUCCUCUAAUCAAUCAACAGGUUACUUUUGGUUCAGACAAUAA
Messenger RNA from Heterostelium album PN500, 165 nucleotides. RefSeq lists its product as uncharacterized. Lineage: Eukaryota; Evosea; Eumycetozoa; Acytosteliales; Acytosteliaceae. Bases 1 to 165 code for a protein of 54 amino acids. The transcript has 2 exons. The record is from RefSeq and is a predicted model, not a curated record.